Telopea speciosissima is the source of this 2519-nucleotide messenger RNA. Its product is annotated as pentatricopeptide repeat-containing protein At2g16880-like. The record is from RefSeq and is a predicted model, not a curated record. The transcript has a single exon. Bases 23 to 2386 code for a protein of 787 amino acids. NCBI's taxonomy places the organism in Eukaryota, Viridiplantae, Streptophyta, Magnoliopsida, Proteales, Proteaceae. Gene Ontology annotation, molecular function: protein binding.
CGUAAUCCUCUCUACCAGUUUCAUGGAAACACCAGCAUCAAAAUCUUCAGCACCAGCUGAAUCCGACAUAGUAAGGAACAUAGUCACUAUACUUACUUCCCAAACUUCCCUGCAAUCUCUGAGGCCAUACAUUCCUCAUCUCGCCCCCUCUGUGAUACCGUUAAUCUUCUCUUCUCCAUCCCUUUCUUCUUGUCCUAACACACUUCUCAGCUUCUUCCAAUGGUGUCGUACUCAUAUUUCCAAUUUCACCCAUGACUGCAAUUCCCUCCCUUCCCUCCUCGCCCUCCUCCCUUGUCUCUUUAGUCACAAUAAGUUCUCAGACGCCAAAUCUCUUCUUCUCUCUUUCAUAGCUACUGACACUCGUCACGUCCUCCACAACCACCUUCUCCAUCCAUCCUCUUGCUUCCCUCGCCCCUCGAAAGCCCUCCUGGACACUGCCAUUGGUUCCUAUGUCCAGUACCGGAAACCCCACUUUGCGUUUCAGAUUUUCAAGAAGAUGAAGCGCCAUCACCUACGCCCAACAGUCCUCACUUGCAACACCCUACUCAAUUCCCUGGUAAGGUACCCAUCUUCUUAUUCGCUUCUUAUGUCGAGACAGGUCUUUGAUGAUGCCAUCAAGCUAAGGGUCAUCCCAAAUACAAACACUUUCAAUAUUAUGAUUUAUGGAUAUUGCUUGAAUUCUAAGUUUAAUGAUGCCAUGGUGUUGCUUAGCCGAAUAACUGAUUUUGAUUGCUUACCUGAUAAUGUUACUUACAAUACCAUCUUAGAUGCCUUCUGUAAGAAAGGUCUUUUGAAUGAGGCUCGGGAUUUGCUUUCUGAUAUGAAAGACAGAGGCCUUUCCCCAAACCGGAAUACAUAUAACACCUUGGUUUGUGCGUAUUGUAAGUUGGGAUGGCUGAAGGAGGCAGCAAAAACAAUUGAAUUGAUGACCCAAAGCAAAUUUUUGCCUGAUAUUUGGACUUACAACAUGUUGAUUAAUGGGUUGUGCAAGGAGGGUAGGAUUGAAGAAGCUCUUAGGCUUCAGGAUGAGAUGGAGAAUCUGAAGUUGUUUCCCGAUGUGGUUACUUAUAACACAUUGAUUAAUGCAUGUUUUGAGUGGAAGAUGAACUUUAUGGCUUACGAGUUGCUUGAGGAAAUGCCUGAGAAGGGUGUGCAGAAAAAUGCUGUUACCCAUAAUAUUAUCAUAAAGGGGUUGUGCAAAGAGGGAAAGGUAGAUGAAGCAAGUGAAUCCAUUAGUAAUAUGGAGGAAAAUGGGUUUUCUCCGGACUGUGUUACAUACAAUACUUUGAUCAAUGGGUACUGUAAAUCAGGGAAAAUUGCAGAAGCAUUCAAGAUGAUGGAUGAGAUGGCUCGGAAAGGUUUGAAGAUGGACACUGUUACUCUCAAUACUGUUCUAUACAAUCUCUGUAAGGAGAGGAAACUAGAUGAGGCUUAUGGGCUACUUCGUAGUGCUGCAAAGAAAGGGUAUUCCAUUGAUGAGGUUAGUUAUGGAACCUUGAUAAUGGGCUACUUCAAGGAUGAGGAUGUUGAUGGGGCUUUGAAGCUUUGGAAUGAGAUGAAAGAGAAAGAGAUACUUCCUAGUGUUGUUACCUACAAUUCUGUUAUUGGAGGGCUUUGCAAGUGUGGAAAGACUGAGGAGGCGUUGUCCAAGUUGAAUGAGCUUAUGCAGAAUGGGUUGGUGCCAGAUGAGACAACUUACAACAGUCUUAUUCAUGGGUACUGUAGGGACGGAGACGUGGAGAAGGCUUUUCAAUUCUACAACAAGAUGGUAGACAAAUUAUUCAAGCCAGAUACUUUUACUUGUAAUAUUCUUCUUCAUGCACUCUGCAAUGGGGGAAUGGUAGAUAGGGCUCAUAAACUCUUCCAAACAUGGGUUUCAAAGGGGAAAGUUGUUGAUGCUGUCACUUACAACAUUCUGAUAACAGGAAUGUGCAAAGAUAGUAAGAUGGAACAGGCAUUGGAGCUUCUCACAGAAAUGGAAGAGAAGAAACUGGGACCGAACCACAUUACAUACAAUGCUAUUUUGUGUGGACUUAUGGAGUCGGGUAGAACUGAAGAUGCCAAGGAGUUCCUAUCUAAUAUGAUUGAAAAUGACAAAUUACCCAAUCAAAUAUCUUUUGCAGCUAGUGGGGAAGUCAUCCCAGGAGUGCAGGGUGAAAAAGGUCAAGAGGUGGUUGCUAAGGAAACUCCACAGGACUGGGAUUCAAGUUCUAUUACUUACUCUAAGCGCAUUGAUGACCUAUGUAGUGAAGGAAAAUACAAAGAAGCAAUGUACUUGUUGGAAGAAUCAAUGACAAAUGAAAUUACAGUAGACAGAUCCACAUAUAUUACAUUAAUGGAAGGGCUCAUUAAGAGGCGGAAAAGCACAUCAAACGUGGCCCGAUAGAAGUGGCCUCAUGUUGUUUCUCGUCUCUUCUUCUGAAAUCAUGCCAUUAUCUUUUUCCAGUCUGUGGCAGGCAGUUGAACCAGAUAAGUUCUGGUACAUAUUCUUUCCUGUUGGAGAAUGGAGCAUUAUUGGA